AUCCAGUAGGUUGCGGAACAGACGUAAAAAAAGAUCGAGUUUUCGACGACAUAAGCCACAAAAUACUUUCGUCUUGUAAUUUCCCGACGUCUAAUUCAUAAGGGUAAGCAGAUCCGUGAUUAUUGGACGUUUCACCAAUUCGAGUCGAAGAUGUCAGAUGAUAUGGGAAAACAGCUGGCCAGCUAUAAGGCCCAGCUGGAGCAGGUCGAAGCAGCCCUGUCAACAGAUCCUGAGAAUGAGGACCUGCUUAAACUGCAAAAAGACUUACAGGAAGUCAUCGAAUUGACCAAGGACCUCCUGUCGAAUCAGCCAGUCGUGGCCCCCACUAGUUCUGACAACUCCGACGCGGCCCCCCAGAGCCAGUCGUGGAAAGCAGGGGACAACUGCAUGGCCGUGUGGAACGUGGACGGACAGUUGUACAAGGCCGAGAUCGAGGAGGUCGACGAGGAGAACGCCACGGCGGCCAUCACCUUCAUGGGCUACGGAAAUGCCGAGGUGGUCCCGCUGCACAGCCUGAAGCCUGCCGAGCAGGGCGCCCCGUCAGAGGAGUCCAAGUCCAGGAGGGAGCAGAUUGCGGAGCAGAGGGAGUACAAGAAGAAGAAGGCCCUGAAGAAGGCCCAGCGGAUGAAGGAGCUGGAGCAGGAGAGGGAGGUGCAGAAGUCCAAGUGGCAGCAGUUCAAUAACAAAGCCUACUCCAAGAACAAAAAGGGACAGGUGAAGAGGAGCAUAUUUGCAUCGCCAGAGAGCGUGGAUGGCAAGGUCGGGGUUGGAACGUGUGGAAUCGCCGAUAAGCCAAUGACCCAGUACCAAGACACAUCCAAAUACAACGUGCGACAUCUCAUGCCACAGUAAGAGGGACAGGCGAGCGCAGGGCCACAGGCCGGGUUCUGUUGCUCCUGCUGGCUGAUUUAACCUGAAUGGACUUCCUCUGGGAUGUCGGAACCACUGCACUCUGAUCUCAGAUCAGUAUUUUAAAGGAAGCGUCCAUCCUGAUACAGGGUCAAGGUUAAAGCAAUACGUGCACGUGUGUGCGCACACGAAUGCAUACAUGUACAGACACAAAAACACACACACACACUCUCACACUGACAGACACAGAUACAGAUAUAUACAUUUCUUUCCCAUUGAAUUGGGACUGCAUUGGUGACCUCAUUUAAAAAAAGUUGCUUAAUUUUAUUUAAUUUUUUUUCUCCAAUAAACACCUGGAUACACAUGCUGGUAUAAAUGAAACUGCAGAAUCACACAGAACCCUUAAGGCACUGCCCAUUUCUGUAGAAGAGGAUGAGACUGAAAUCGAGAUGCAUGGAGGUUUCGGUUGUUUUUGUUUUUGUCUUUUUGAUUUACGUCUCAAACAAAUGCUGUAGAGAAGGUUGGCCUAAAAGAGCAACCCUGUAGUCUCAAACUAAAUAUUUAGUUUAAGGAGGUUAUUUUAUGUUCCAGCAACUGGAAAGUCAGUUUUGUAGAACUGAACUUGUUUUUCCUUUUUUUCGCCCCUUCUGUUUCUGUAUCAAGUAAAAUGCAAAAGAAGACUUGUUCAGGUCAGCAGAUAUUAAUGGUAAUGUAAUUAUUCAUAUUUUUGAAGGGUUGUACUUUUUACUAAAUUAUGCCAAGUCUUCAGUUUUGUACAUGUACCUUUUAUGAAAUAAAUGUAAAAAUACA
This is a messenger RNA of Conger conger (European conger), 1659 nucleotides long. Its product is annotated as survival of motor neuron-related-splicing factor 30-like. Gene Ontology annotation, molecular function: RNA binding. NCBI's taxonomy places the organism in Eukaryota, Metazoa, Chordata, Actinopteri, Anguilliformes, Congridae. Gene Ontology annotation, biological process: regulation of alternative mRNA splicing, via spliceosome; mRNA processing. Gene Ontology annotation, cellular component: precatalytic spliceosome; cytoplasm; nucleus. The transcript is spliced from 6 exons. The record is from RefSeq and is a predicted model, not a curated record. The coding region runs from base 151 to 852 and encodes 233 amino acids.